This is a messenger RNA of Lolium perenne, 1609 nucleotides long. RefSeq lists its product as uncharacterized. The record is from RefSeq and is a predicted model, not a curated record. Gene Ontology annotation, biological process: protein ubiquitination. Lineage: Eukaryota; Viridiplantae; Streptophyta; Magnoliopsida; Poales; Poaceae. Gene Ontology annotation, molecular function: protein binding; ubiquitin-protein transferase activity; zinc ion binding.
ACUCACUUGAUCUCCUCAUUCACUGCAGCUGAUGGCAUUGUUAGCAAUAUAUGGGGAUGAUCUAUGUGAAUUCGAAAAGAAAGGAGGUCUUCGCUAUUUCCAGAUCUAUAUACGUUACGACUUGCCUGAUGGCACUGAAGUGCGCGCUAAGCUCUCUUCAGCUAAUGAAAAUCUAGAAGGUGAAGUGUGUCCUGAUGAUGGUACAGAAGACAACGGCAAUGAAUUCUCUUACAUUUGCAAUGUUGAGUACCUACCUCCUUUGAUAUUGACAUGCCUGCUUCCACGGUCCUAUCCAAGCAAGGACCCCCCAUAUUUUACGAUCACUGCCAGGUGGAUGGAUGGGCCUAAUGUUACUCAACUUUGUGAGAUGCUUGACACCAUUUGGGCAGAGCUGCCCGGGCAGGAAGUGAUAUAUCAGUGGGUUGAGUGGCUACAUAAUUCUUCUUUGGCAUACCUCUGGUGUGACAGCAAAAUAACGUUAGGUCUAGAUGUUCCAAUGCAGAGAGCAGAUAAUUGCGCAAUCUCAAGAAGUCUCCCAUUGAAAUCUGUAAUCCCUUCAAUGCUCAGUUACAGUAGUAAGAAGCGAUAUCAAGCUUUUCUUGAGGAUCUCCAUAUGUGCAUGAUAUGCCUCAACCAGAGCAAAGGUUCAAACUUCAUUGAGCUUCCAUGUCAACACUUGUUCUGUGUGAAGUGCAUGGAAACCUUAUGCAGAAUGCAUGUGAAGGAAGGUAGUGUGUUUAAAUUGAUAUGCCCCGAAACCAAGUGUAGCUCUUCCAUUCCACCGUACUUGUUGAAGAGACUUCUUAGCAAAGAAGAAUUUGAACGCUGGGAUAGGCUUACUCUUCAGAAAGCUCUGGACUCGAUGUCAGACGUUGUUUACUGUCCAAGGUGUGGGAUCGGUUGCUUGGAAGAUGAGGAUAAGAAUGCGCAGUGUCCAAAAUGUUCAUUUAUCUUCUGUUCAUCUUGCAAGGACCCACGCCAUCUGGGGAAACAGUGUCUAACCCUAGAACAAAAGCUGCAGCACCCGCAGAAGUCACGCGGGAUGAUUGCGAGGGAGAUGGUGGAGCAAAUGUUGAGCAUAAGAAAGCUUUAUGGUGAUGCUAUAUUCUGUCCAAAUUGUGGAAUAGCAAUCAGCAGAACCGAAGGGUGCAACAUAAUGCUUUGUGGUAACUGUUAUCAGAGCUUCUGCUUCCGCUGUGGCAAGGCCUCCUGUCGGAGUUGCGAUCUCUAUGCACCUAGGGAAAAUGAGCAGACAGAUUGGCAGAGGCGAAUGGAGAAGCUAGAAAAAGAAAACCGCGUGGCUCAAAGGCACCCGGUGGGCAGUAUCGUCAAAUGCCCAAAGUGCCGUCAAAGAAAUUUCAAGGGUGACGACAAAUAUAUCUUCUGCUGGUCGUGCCGAUUCAGCUAUUGCACGCUCUGUAAGAAGCGGAUCGAGUUCACAGGGCCAAAUAACGGGCACUGGGGCUCACUGGAAUGUGUGGGGCUCGGAAACAUGAUGUAAGAUCGGAUAUGUGCUCCCAUUUUCCGGAUCCUCGCCAGCAACUAUCACUCCGUCAAGGACCAUACAAUGUUUCCAGAGAGCGAGUCGCUGCUGGAGGAGGUUCCCAGA